CAACACUGUAUUAAUAAUCAGCGAGAGUGGAAAAAUAGAAGUUAGGGUUUUUAUCCCUUUCGUAGAAACUGAGCUGUCUUUAUUGUCCCUACCUGAUUAAAAAGGCUUCUGGGUUAUCAGUUUUGGAUCUUCGGUUCUUAAAAAAGUGUCGGCACUGUGAGAGUUGGUAAUGGCUCUGAUAAAUUGGGAGAUCUGCGAGUGAGAGUUGGAACCUAAAGGUUUCCAUUUCGUUUUUCUUCUCUUCUAUAUUUCAGAAUGGCUGUGGAUCCGAAACAGAUUUUGGGCGCUUUCCUUACUUUUUCUAUGUUUGCAAUGCUUGCGAACAUGAUCAAGGAAGAUCAUUUUACUCCGACUAAUGUAAGUGUGAAACUUCCAGGACCACCAGAAAUUCAAUAUGAUAAAAUCAGGAUAACAGAGCCAAAACGUGUAACAAAUCCUAAGAAGAAUACGGGACCAUGGGUAGAAGAUGGCGUAGAGCUGAAAUCAUGCUGGACAAGGCCAGCACCAAAAGAGGCAGAGAGCUCUGGUUUUGUUACAUUCUCAUUGAUGCAUGGUCCGGAGUACCACAUCUCACAGAUUGCUGAUGCAGUGGUGGUUGCAAGAUAUCUAGGGGCAACACUCGUGCUCCCUGACAUCAGGGGAAGCCAACCAGGUGACAAGAGGAACUUUGAUGAAGUUUACAAUGUUGAGAAGUUUGUUAAAAGCUUGGAUGGUGUGAUAAAAGUAACAAAAGAUCAACCUGCUGAAGUAGCUGCAGGAAAGCUUGCAGUUGUGAAGGUCCCAAACAGGGUUACUGAAGACCAUAUUGCUGAACACAUUGAACCAGUAUUUAGAAUGAAAAGAAACAUAAGGCUUGUGACUUACUUCCCUUCUGUAAACAUGAGAAAGGCAGAGGGGAAGAAGGGUCUGGACUCUGUUGCAUGUUUGGCCAUGUUCGGUACACUCCAAUUGGAAUCAGAGCUCCAAGAAGUGGUUGACUUGAUGGUUGAGAGACUAAGAACUUCCAGUCGAAAGUCAGGUGGUAAGUUCAUUGCUGUGGACUUGAGGGUUGAUAUAUUGGAAAAGAAGGCUUGCCAAGGAAGAACAGACAGUGGAAGGAAAAGCUGUUACGAUGCGCAAGAGAUUGCAGUAUUUUUGAGGGAAAUUGGCUUUCAGAAGGACACUACAAUCUAUUUGACACAGUCCAAGUGGCAUGAUAGUCUUGAUGCUCUGAAGGAAUUCUUCCCAAAAACUUAUACAAAGGACAGUAUAAUACCGGGGGAUCAGAAGCAUAAAUUUCUCGAUUCUGGAGCUUUUGAAGUUGAGAAGGUCCUUGACUUCUAUAUCUGUUCUGAGAGUGAUGUUUUUGUGCCUGCCAUCUCCGGGCUGUUCUAUGCCAAUGUUGCUGGGAAGAGAAUUGCUUCUGGUAGGACGCAGAUACUUGUUCCGUCUGAAGUAUCCAGCUCUUCUGCUUCUGCUGCUGACUUUAUUUCCUCCUAUGUUUCCAAGAAGAACCACCUUGCACACUCGUGUUUCUGCUAAGGUUGCGUAAGUAUCAACCUGAAGAAAGUUUUGAAUACUUCCUUUCCCCUUAUAGCUCUUCAAUCCUCUGAAAAUAGGCUAUGUUGCAGUUUCUCUGUUCUGCUGUAGCCUGAUUUGGUUCUUUUUCCGAGUAGAUGUGAUUGGGUGUUUGUGCUAUCUUUCUUUAAUUGUUAGCCAAACCCAAACGCAGUAUUCAUGUGAAGAAAGUUAAAAUGUGCCAUUGUUCUUAUCUUUAUACAUUCAUUAUACAAAUCUUUGCACAUGUGUA
Messenger RNA from Telopea speciosissima, 1789 nucleotides. Its product is annotated as protein MANNAN SYNTHESIS-RELATED 1-like. The coding region runs from base 256 to 1521 and encodes 421 amino acids. The record is from RefSeq and is a predicted model, not a curated record. The transcript is spliced from 6 exons. Lineage: Eukaryota; Viridiplantae; Streptophyta; Magnoliopsida; Proteales; Proteaceae.